Fusarium graminearum PH-1 is the source of this 342-nucleotide messenger RNA. RefSeq lists its product as uncharacterized. Bases 1 to 342 code for a protein of 113 amino acids. The transcript has 2 exons. Lineage: Eukaryota; Fungi; Ascomycota; Sordariomycetes; Hypocreales; Nectriaceae. The record is from RefSeq and is a predicted model, not a curated record.
AUGACGCAAAACCCCUCCGACAACGUCACUGUUUUGAAACCCAACCCUAUGUCAAUCCAUGACCCAAGCACGUAUCGAAAGUAUACUGCUUUGACACCAGCAGUUGUAAAGCGACACGGGGGACGUUUCCUCACGCGAGGAGAUCCAGUCUCGACGCUAGAAGGCGAUACAUUUAAGAAUCGGAUGGUCAUUUUAGAAUUUCCGGAUGAGGAGGCAGUAAAUAGGUGGUACGAGGACCCCGAUUACGCUGCCGCAAUGAAGUUUCGACACGAAGCCUCAGUUGGCAGCAUGCUUGUUCAAGAAGGCCAACAGGAUACGGAGAAUCCUGAGCCUAACGUCUAA